This is a messenger RNA of Marasmius oreades (fairy-ring Marasmius), 2358 nucleotides long. RefSeq lists its product as uncharacterized. The record is from RefSeq and is a predicted model, not a curated record. The transcript is spliced from 4 exons. NCBI's taxonomy places the organism in Eukaryota, Fungi, Basidiomycota, Agaricomycetes, Agaricales, Marasmiaceae. Bases 1 to 2358 code for a protein of 785 amino acids.
AUGCCACAUAGGUCGGUGAACAAACCCACCGCCGACUCUAUGUCCAUGUUCACUGGCGCGUCAGGCAUUUCUAUAAGCCAUGGAGAAUUCAGUAACGUCGGCGGUGACCUUGUUCGAGUUUUCAAUAAUUCCACGGUGGUUUCCAACGGGUAUAGAUCGCUCUGGGACGCCAUUGCAGGUGUUGGCGCCUCACACAACUCACAACUCCGAUUUCCACCCCCUCGCUGUCAUCCAAAGACUCGUGAAGGGGUAAUCGAUGUUCUACUCGAAUGGAUAGACUCAGGAAGUCGGGAUUUACCUGUAUGCUGGCUAUCUGGCACAGCUGGGGUAGGCAAAUCAGCUAUCGCACAGACCAUCUCCGAAAUCCACGAACGAGACCGACUCGUCGCUUCUUUCUUCUUUUUCAGGCAAGACCCAAAACGGAACAAUCCCGAGUAUCUGAUGUUGACGAUUGCUCAUGGGCUUGUCGUGAAUGUACCAGAAUUACGCCAGUAUAUCACUCAGAGGAUAGCAGAGGAUCCAAAGGUUUUGGAAGUUAGAUUGAAGGACCAGUUUACAAAGCUUGUUGUUAACCCGCUAUUUGCGCAACGCGGAUGGUGGAAUCGUUUACGGCGUCUUUGGGCAGAUUGGCCGCGUCCUUCAAGGCGACGCCCGAACUUGGUCAUCAUCGAUGGGCUUGACGAAUGCGGCGACGACGAAACUCAAACUGAUAUCCUUAGGAUUCUGGCUUCGGAGCUAGGCAAACACCCCGAACCGCUUUUCCCCUUGCGUUUUUUGGUCUGCACCCGCCCUGAACCGUGGAUAAGAGAGGAAUUUGAAACCCGUCAUUUACGCCAUCUCACGAAGCACGUUGUCUUGGACGACUCCUUUUCUCCUGAUGCAGACAUCGAGCGUUUUCUGCGUGAUGGGUUUCGGGAAAUCUCCACGAGUCCAAAGUAUUCACAGAUCCGAUUUCCCGAACCGUGGCCAUCCGAAGAUGAGAUCAUGACGCUGGUCGACAAAGCUCGCGGUCAGUUCAUCUACGCUGCAACUAUUCUGAAAUUCGUCAAAGACGGAUUCACGCACCCGGUGGAACGGUUGUAUAUUAUCCUUGAUAUGUCGCGGGAGCCCUCAUACCUAUCUCCCUUCCAACAACUCGACGAUCUUUACAGAGUCGUACUGUCCGCCAAUUCUAACCGCGAAGGACUAGUCGCAAUCCUGGCGUCAAUCUUAAUUCUCCCUCUCGUCGAAGCACCUGCCACUCCAUGGUUUAUUGAGUGUCUCCUUGGACUUCCCGAUGGACAAGCAGCGUUAACCCUGAGGCCAAUGCAUUCGGUACUCAAUAUCCGAGGACGAGACGAUGUAAUCGUUGUAUUCCAUACAACUUUUACUGAUUUUCUUUAUGACCAGUCGCGAUCUGGGGAUUUUUAUCUCGACAAAAGACGAUGGCAUGAUUUUCUUGUCCAGAGAUGGCUUCACGUUCUUGUUGAACGGUGCAGAUUUCCACAGCUCCAUGGUGGCGAAUUCCCUUCAUCCACAUUCCAUGACGGAGUACUUCAAGUUCUCUGGGAGAAAUGGCCCUCGUUUUGUACCGCCUUGAGUUAUCCUAGCGAGCAAGUCAUAUCAAGCCUUCGAGACCUGGAUGUGGGUGCCCUUCUUACCGCAGCCAUCUCGUCUUCCCUUUUGGUUAUCAAGGGAAAGGAUUAUGCAUGGAGGGUAAAUCGGAAGAUCCCUCCAUUUCUGCAAUCGUUAUGGGAGAAGUUGGAAACUAUCACAUCUUGGCUGAUAUUGAAGGAUGUUAAUGGAACACUGAGCGAUCUCAUCGAGCAUUUUGAAAGUGCAAGAGAAAGCUUUCAUGUUGCAAUCUCACCUGAUAUCGCACAAACGUUUGUGAUAUGGAUUGUGUUGAAUAUGGCUCGUUGUGAUCACGUCAGUAUCCUCACACAUCGUGUGGACAGUGCUAUGAUUCGUUUCAUGGAAGGGACAUUCAGCAUGCCAGUAGCUUACUAUAACUCCUGUCUGAUCGGUCUGGCAUCGGAUUUCGACUCGAAUAUGCCACCCCGAUGCCCUCUAGUGGUCGGUCAUUAUCACAUCAAUGUACGGGAAGCUGCCGUUUCAACGUUGCAGGCCUUCAAGGAUACGUUACAUGACAGUCAAUUCUUCAUGUUGAGGAGAGGUUUAGUUUCAAACGUGCUCGGAUCGAUUUUGUUACCAUUAUGUGGACCUGAUCCUCGAGCUCUUUUGUUAUGUCAUCAAUUACUUUUGUCCCUCGAGGAAACUAGGGAGCCUGAACAUAUAUCUGAAUGGCUGGAGUCUUUUCCAGACGAGUACGCAAACGAAGUUGGAGCGUUACGUCGGACUUUGGGCUCUGAUCAUUAA